Rhodamnia argentea is the source of this 1116-nucleotide messenger RNA. Its product is annotated as stem-specific protein TSJT1-like. The coding region runs from base 140 to 919 and encodes 259 amino acids. The transcript has 4 exons. NCBI's taxonomy places the organism in Eukaryota, Viridiplantae, Streptophyta, Magnoliopsida, Myrtales, Myrtaceae. The record is from RefSeq and is a predicted model, not a curated record.
ACACCUCCGUCCCAUCUCUCCAAUCACUGUUUGAUCGAUUUCCAGCGUCGCUCAAAAGCCGUUCAAGCUUGGGUUUCUUCUUCUUCUUCUUCUUCUUCUUCUGGGUGUGUUUGAUCUUUGAUAUUGCGAAGGGAAGAAAAUGUUGGGGAUAUUCAAGAAGGGUUUGGCUCAUCCGCCGCAAGAACUCAACAGCCCAAACCCGUCGAAGACCGCGACGAGGCAGCCAAAGUUUCCCAGAGAGAUCUUGGAGGAAUUCAUGGCUUCUCAUCAGCCCAGCAGCAGCAAUGCCUUCUCGGUUAGCUUCGAAGAUGGCGCUGCGCUCACUUACGCUCACCCUCCGAGGUCCUACUCGGUUCAUCAAAGAUUGUUCUGUGGCUUGGACAACAUCUACUGCAUUUUCGGGGGCAGCCUAAACAACCUGUGCAGCCUCAUCAAGCAAUACGGCCUAUCGAAGGGCACGGACGAGGCCAUGUUCGUGAUUGAGGCGUACCGGACCCUCCGUGACCGGGGGCCGUACCCAGCCGAUCAGGUCCUCAAGGAUCUGGACGGCGACUACGGCUUCGUGCUCUACGAUAGCAAGGCUGGGACCAUUUUUGCUGCAUCUGGAGCAGGAGAAGGGGUAAGACUGUUCUGGGGGAUCGCAGCAGAUGGUUCUUUGGUAAUCUCGGACAACUUGGAGAUCGUGAAAGGGAGCUGUGCUAAAUCAUUUGCUCCAUUCCCAGCAGGGUGUAUGUUUCAUAGCGAGCACGGAUUGAUGAGCUUUGAACAUCCAAGGAGCAAAGUGAAGGCAAUGCCGAGGAUUGACAGCGAGGGUGUCAUGUGUGGGGCCAAUUUCAAGGUUGAUGUCCAGUCCAAGGUUCACGCCAUGCCACGUGUCGGGAGCGAAGCCAAUUGGGCAAUUUGGGGUCAAAAUGCAUGACCCCUAGGAACCCAUUAAUCAAAGAUUAAUUGAAAGUUCGAUCCUGCAUUUGUGUUUGUUUUUCAGUGUCUUGCUUGUAACUUCUUGUUGUUUGUUUCUCUCAAAGCUCACUUUGGUACCAUGCCCUGAUUUUUCUUUGCGGAUGUACAUAAUUUGACCCUUUAGAACAUCAAUAAAAAGGAUUCGAAUUACGACAU